UACGAUAUGUGAAUGUACCACUUUUGAUUCAGUUCUGAAGGCUCUCGGUCUCACUUUGACCAGUGUCCCCUCCGUCCCACUUGGUUUGGCGUCCAAUCUUCUCUCCCUACAGUGCACUCACUGCCUGCCUACACAAUGAUGAUGGAUCUCAACCCACAGAUAUUCUGCAAGAGGUUUCCCGAACAAUUAACAAGUUAGGAUGACGUUCCACCCGAACACCACCCAUAGGAAAUCUCAGAAAUUGGGUUCAUCCAUAGAUAGUUCUUCCGACCAGCACAUUUUUCGCUGAAACUGCUGUAUUGGUGUUACUGAAUUGACCCGCCCUCGUGCAUUUGGGGUCCGCUAUUGCUUUAAGCUGGGCAUGUCUUUUUCGUCUUUUCCCACGGGCCUAAACCAUUCACCAUCGGGCGAAGAAAACCAGCCCUCACCCUCCCACCAAAAACAAAUCUACGCCUAUCUGGAGCAACUCCAAGAUGAAGUACGAGCGCUACCCGGACAAGUCCAGCAACGAAUUCCCAACGAACUCUUGUCCAGUUUAUCUACUUGCUUGGUCCAGGGACAAGUCUUUGAAAUCAUCCAGAUGCUCCACGAAGUCCAAAGUGAGACUGAAAAGCAGCUCUUUCAACGUCGACUUCGACAUAUCCGACAAGCGCAAGACGAGAAACGCCAAUUUCACGCCUACUAUCAAGAUUCGAUUUGUCGUGUUACGGAUGAAGCGCUGAUUCCAGACUUAACCCUUCAAUUAGAUCGGGAAAAAGCCCAACUGGAAGCUCGUCUUGAGCGGGAAAUGCGGUUGUUCGAUUGUGAUAUUGUGCAAGCCAUGGAUCAGAAAGUCCUCGAUCAGCAGAUGACCCUGGAAAAAGCCGGUGUACCGGGAUUCUAUGUGACGAACAAUCCGAAGGACAUUCAAGUGCAAAUGUAUCUAAUUCAAUUUAUGGCUCGCUUAAAACACACAGAAGAGGCUUGAUGGAAGCCGGGAGCAAAGAUAUGAAUAAAGGCACAUCGCAGUUCU
Messenger RNA from Tigriopus californicus, 1012 nucleotides. RefSeq names its product protein DGCR6-like (gene gdl). The transcript is spliced from 4 exons. The coding region runs from base 362 to 967 and encodes 201 amino acids. NCBI's taxonomy places the organism in Eukaryota, Metazoa, Arthropoda, Copepoda, Harpacticoida, Harpacticidae. The record is from RefSeq and is a predicted model, not a curated record.